This is a messenger RNA of Nicrophorus vespilloides, 3837 nucleotides long. It is a transcript of the gene stac, whose product is annotated as protein unc-13 homolog D. The record is from RefSeq and is a predicted model, not a curated record. Lineage: Eukaryota; Metazoa; Arthropoda; Insecta; Coleoptera; Silphidae. The transcript is spliced from 13 exons. Bases 311 to 3739 code for a protein of 1142 amino acids.
UUAAAACCAAAAUCUAAUUGCCUUAAUUAUAAAUCGCAUGUAGAUGUUUGUAUAGUUGAUACACAUUAAUUUCUAAGAAAUUUUAUACAAUUACAGACUUCAACGCACUGAAUGAGGGGAAUUACGCUCUUCUUUUAAAUGAAAACCAGACUACACACAGUAGUGACUCACGUCCGUUGCGUAGAAAUUCAGUACGAGAAAUAAAAUAUUUGCGUUUCAAUUAUUUUUCGGUUUGUUUUUCAUGUAGUAGUUUCAGGAUCGAUCGGUCGCGUUGUUGAACUGCGUCAGUUCAACCUGAAAAACUGUUAAGAUGGGGUUAAAGAGGUUUUACGUGAAAUGGAAGAACAUCCUGCUUCAGGAGCAUGACAACAGUUUCUUCGAGAAGUUCGGAUCUUUGCUGGCCGAGCACAACGAGAACUCGAGCACGUUGGAGAACCUGGAAAAGAUUAAGCUAGCAGAAGCAGCCGCGGAAGCGAUCAAACCGAUACCGGAGGAAAGUGAAGACGAUGAUAGCGGAGUCGAGGAUGGUCAGAGCACGGCCACAGCCACCUCUGAAGCCACCUCUGAUUCGGAUACGGAGAAGGAGACGGAACCGGAGGACUACAUCGCAGUCGUAUGGAAUAUCGACGAGCUGUACUCCGAAAUACUCUACCAGACCCUGCACAAUGUCGGAUGCGACGAGUCUUGCGAGUUCGGACAGGAGGAACUUUUCCAUUAUCUGCAAGACGCCUUCAAAAUAUCUCCAAACAAACACCAGGAGCUUUUGGAAGAGGCCAAAAGUAAGGAGGCCCCUGAAAUACAUCUCAACGUCGAGGUCAUCGAAGCCAAAGACUUACGUUCCAAAGACUCCAAUGGACUCAGUGAUCCAUUUGUCACGUUGUUUUUGGCUUCAAACGCUCAGCACAGAUACACAACCUCCGUGAAGAGCGCAACAUUAAACCCAACCUGGGAAGAACAUUUUGCUUUACCAGUCAGUGAGAAUUCCGAAGAUACUCUAUGCUUAGAAGUUUGGGAUUUUGAUGCCGCAGAGAGUGUGAGAGAGAAAUUUGGCAAGUUCUUCGAAGUGAAAGGUGUAAAGGGAAUCAGGAAGCUGGUGAAGGAAAUAGCCAUCACCGCAGCGACUGGACAACAUGAAAACGAAUUAAUCGGAAGGGCUAAGAUUCCUUUGAACGCUAUUCCCGUUACUGGAAUGACCAUGUGGUAUAGCUUAGAUAAGAAGCACAAGAUUAAUAGGCAGGGUGUUUUGAAGGUGCGUCUGAACUUCAGUUCUGAGAAGAAUAGUCAAGUUGCGGCGCAGGAGCACCGGCAUUUACUUAGGCUAUUACUUGUACACGAGCUUGAGCAUUCUAAAGUUGCACCUUACUGGUGGUCAGGAACUUUCAGCGGUAAGGCCAACACCUUCCUCAGUCAGCAUAUAGCACAGAGCGGACUUCAACCUAUAGACGUCGCCCUAUCUCAAUACGCCGUCUUCGUCGCCAUCCAUCAAAAUCAUCCGUUGAGCUUCAAUCUCUUCUCCAAUCUUCUCGAAAAAUUGAUUAAGCCUGUGCAGUCGCAGAUUCCGUGCGAUGAAGAUCUGAAAAUUUUCUGGGACGCUACCAAAAAGCUUUUGCCUUCAGUCUUCGCCGUGAUCAGAAAGCUUAGAAGGAAGUGCUCGAACGAGAAGACCGCCAUGAAGCAGCUGAUCGAAGUAUUGGAAUGUGUUUCGAAAGUAUCCAUGCUGGAACCUCCAGAAGGAACGAAUCUGUUUCCAGAAAAGUUAUACCAAUGGAUGAACGCCUCCGACGGGUGGGAUAUUAGGAAUACACUGACUCAAGCGGUGGAGAGAGGCGCAGAAGAUUGGUUCUGUCAUAUAUUGGAGAAUAGUCCUAGGAGCGAUGAUUCCGACAUCGGAAAGCUCCAGCACCUCAUAAAAAUCACGCAGCUCAUACGCACCGAUCUGCAGCGAGCCACCGAGUUUUACGAUAAAAUUUUCAAAAAUAUCGUUAACUUUCCUUACGCCAAAUCGCUCUAUAUGAUUUACCAAGUGAAAAUCGCCACCAUGGCCGAACCAGAAGUCCUUCAUAUUUGCAAAUCACUAAAGAGGCUUUCCUUUCAUGGCUUCGAACCGGCUGCCGAAGAAUCAACAGAGCCCUUAACGGUUGGCACCAGUCUUUUCGAGCUGUACUUAGUACUACAAAGAUUCGUAAUUUUGGGAUCUGGGCUAUGUCCUUUAGAGGUCGAUACCUUCCAUAUCCGAAACUUUUAUAGCUGGUUCUAUUCAGGAGUGGCACAGUGGCUGGAUAUUGCCGUAUUCAAAGCUUUAACGCGCAUUGAGAAAGCCGUUGAAUUGGAUACAUUGAAUCCGGUGGACGCGACACUAAAGUACAGUUCUUCGGCUGUCGACACGUUAACAAUCUUCUAUCAGAUCAAAGUGUUUUGGGAGCAACUGAAUUGGCCAGAUGUUGAAGGAAGUUACACAUUCAUCGCGAAAAUAAUUGACGAUAUUUGCAAAUGUAGCGUGUACUACGCCGAUAAAAUGUCUGCGCGUGUGGAAGGAAUGGGCGAUAUUAGAAACGUUUACGAGCAGAAGUUCGAAGUUACCAGUGAAUGGUGUUUGGCAAUAAAUAAUAUUGAUUACGUGCGAAAAUCCCUGCAGCCCUUUACCGAGGAGUUGGGCAAGGACGCCGUGACGCAAAAGUUAUCCGACCUGAGGAGUCCCUUGGAAGCAGAAAGGUGUCGAAGAACGUUGGACACGGUCAUCGACAAUGCGAUAGAUACAGUAAAAAAUAAGAUCAUCGAAUUGCUGGAGACCGUCGUUGAUAAAAUGUGUCCGUCCAUGAAGAGGCUCUUGGUCGAAGGCGCAGAACUCUACAAUCAAGAUAACAAUAGCAUAGAUCGCGUUUUAAGGUAUCUAGACAACAAUCUGGCUACACUUCACGAAGAACUCAACGAAGAGAACUUCAACAAAACUCUCGAUAUUAUUUGGGCGCAGCUCGCGACAAUCCUCGAAGAAUUGAUCCAGUCUAAUUUAGAAAAAAGAAGACCGCCCUCAUUCUUCGCGAAUUUACACGAAACACUAAAGAUAAUGAUCAAAUCAUUCAAGUGUUCAGAGGAUUCCUCAUGCAUAGAAUUGGCUCGAAUUCAGAAGUUGCUUCAGUUGAACGGCUUCGAAACUUCAGAUCUCAUCCAUCAGAUCCACUUGGACCUUUACAACGAGCAGGAGGAACUCGUUGAAAGCCAAUACGGUGAACUUACAGUCCGCAUCAAAUUCCACAACAGCGAUAUGCACGUGGAAAUGAUCAAUGCACGAAAUCUCAUUGCAAUGGAUUCCAAUGGAUUGUGCGAUUCAUUCGUACGUGUCCAUUUGCUUCCAGAAGAAAAAUUCAUCGGAAUUUCGAAGCCCAAAACUCAGACGCAUUACAAAAACAAAUUUCCGCUAUACGAUGAAAAAUUCCAAAUUGUGAUUUCGUCCGAGCAGCAGAAUCUCUCUGAUGGUUUGGUGAUGUUCAGUGUCAAAGAUUCGAAUCUAAUGGGCUACAAUAAUCAGUAUAUCGGAGAAGCUUUCGUUCCUUUCAAAAACAUACCAAAAACAACAGACGAUUUCGAUACUCUACCACAGAUACGGUUGCAACUCAUUCGACCCGCCAACUUAAAUACAGAAGCUAUUAAAGCCAUAGAGUACAGACUUGGGGAUAAACAGGCUAAGGAAUUUAUGAAGAAGUUUAAGCAAAGGAUGGGUAAUGCGAACGGGGCCAACUAAUCGUUUCCUUAAUCCAAUUAAUUACACAAGACUGCUCCUAAUUAUUUUUGUUCAUAUACUAUAUAUGUUAUAGAGAGAGAUGAUUAUUUUUAUUUUAU